AUCACGGAGGCGUCUCCGCCAGCAGCUGGCGAACAGUGGCCGAAACCAUUAUCUUGCUCUUAGGCUAUCCGCACCGAGCGAGGUGGGACGCGCGCCACCCGCAUCCUCCUCCUCAGCCGCCGCCCGAGCCCCGCACUGCGCCCCGCUGCCGGCGUCCCUCCUCCGCCGCCGCCAGAUCCCUCCUCCGUGCUGCCGGAUCCGCCUUCCCCCGCCCCGCCGCCGCCGCCGCCGCCGGAUCCGGCCUCGUCCUCCGCCGCCGCGACCGGAUUCGGGCUCCUCCGCGGCGGCGACGGAGCCAGACAGCACGGCACGCAGACGCGCAGGGCGCUGGUGCUGGCCGGCGGCCGUCAAGCACGGCGCUGCCACCGGCGGGGCGGCGCGCCUUCAGCAGCAGCCCGGCCACGGUCGGCGGGCUCACGCCUCCCCGCUCGCGGCAGCGGGUCCGGCGGCGGCCCUGACUCGCCGUCUCGUGGCCAGGCUCUACGGCGGCGGCUGCUCGGCUCUGAGCCCCCACUGGUAUGGGCGUCUUGAUCUGCGCCUGCCUGCUCCAGCUGCUGCUCCUGGGCGCUUCUGGGGUGGCGGCGCAGUCGCAGCCGCCGUCGCCGGCCAGGAUCCUCGACGCCACGCUGCAGUACUACGCGUCCCGCGCGUUCGUGCGCCCGCGCACCGGCAUUGUCUUCAAUGCCACCGUCCCCGCCAACGUCACCGGCAUUGCCGUCUCCGCGCUCCGCCUGCGCAGCGGCAGCCUCCGCCGGAAGGGCUUCGCGGGCUACUUCGAGUUCGGCGUCCCCACCGGCGUCGUCGUGCAGCCGUACGUCGAGCGGGUGGUGCUCGUCUACCACAACCUCGGCAACUGGUCCGACUACUACUACCCGCUCACCGGCUACACCUACCUUGCGCCCGUGCUCGGGCUGCUGGUCUACGAUGCGGCCAACUUGUCGGCCGUGGGUCUGCCGGAGCUCAACAUUGUCGCGUCAGAGAGUCCGAUUUCCGUGAGUUUCGGCAAUGUCAGGGCAGUGCCGACGGGCAGUGCAGCGCCGCGUUGUGUGGUGUUCGAUUUGAAUGGCGCGCCGCAUUUCCGGGACCUGGAGGGAACCAAUGUGUGCUCGACGUUUCACCAAGGGCACAUCUCAAUAGUGGUGAACUCCAGCGAGAUUGCUCCUCCUCCAGCUCCAUCUGGUCCAGUUGCCCCGCCGAUACCAACUUCAGGAGGUGGUGCAAAGGGAAGCUCACAGGCGUGGAAGAUUGCGGUCAGCGCGGUUGGGGCUGCCGUAGGAUUGGGGCUGCUGGCUUCUCUUGUGCUGUGCUUGGUGAGGCACAAAAGGGGUAAAAGGCUUGAGCUGAUGGAACGGAAUGCGGAGAUUGGGGAGACAUUGCGGAUGGCGCAGGUUGGGCAGACGCAGGCACCUGUGGCGUUGGGGACACGGACACAACCGGUGAUUGAGAACGAUUAUGCUGCAUAGUAUUCUUUGAUCUUUGUGUAACCAAAGACCUCAUGCUGAUGGCUAGAGAUGAGAUUGUCCAUCGGUUGGUUGAGGCAGCAGAUUUUCCAUAUCCAUGAUGGCGAUGCUAAUUGUGCUAAUUUCAGAGCUCAGGAUCUGCUCCAUGAAGGUUCAUCACAUUCUUUCGGUGGGUUUGUUUCGAAGCUUAAGUUUUGAAGUGCAAGCAGUGGCUGUUCUUCAUGUUCGUAAUUGCCAUGUUCAUAUGUCGGGAGUUUCUUUCAUCUCCAACCAAGCAAUGGAGGGGAAAUGUUUGUCUAUCGCACUUGGGAUCCUCAGUUAUUUUUUUGGGUUGCUGUAUUCAAAGGAAAUGGGCUUGGCAAUAAAUCUGAGGCUCCAGGAUGAAGGUAGAAGAAGCAGUAUGAGCUGUGAAAAUGGAGUCACUUUGGAUGUUCUGUUGGGUGUCAGGCACAGCUUUCUGAAGCUGCCUGCUGGCGCAUCUCGCCUUUCUUUUGGCCUCACAGCUCAUGCGCGCUGGCAGCUGCUCCAUUUGCUUGCUCAUCGCUCUGGAAUGUAUGCCUGCUUGUUUGUUUUCUAAUGGGAAGGACUGUGCAGCUGCUGCUGUAUGCAAGCAGUACUAAUUACUGGUCCUCUAGUGUACUGGAGGCUUAGAUUCAUUCUUGGAGUAUGCAAUUUGUUUGUGGUGGAUUUUA
Molecule: messenger RNA, 2152 nt
Organism: Panicum virgatum (switchgrass)
Lineage: Eukaryota; Viridiplantae; Streptophyta; Magnoliopsida; Poales; Poaceae
Exons: 2
Coding region: 519-1463 (314 amino acids)
Cellular component (GO): membrane
Source: RefSeq, a predicted model, not a curated record